Cuscuta campestris is the source of this 2062-nucleotide messenger RNA. The record is from the annotation of a GenBank genome assembly. NCBI's taxonomy places the organism in Eukaryota, Viridiplantae, Streptophyta, Magnoliopsida, Solanales, Convolvulaceae.
AACGCCGCGGUGGCCGUGACAUAACGUCCUCUCUUUCCCACCACCUGCUUUACCGGUUACCCCCCCCACCCCACUAUUUAUACCUCCCUCUUCUCCCUUGAUUUUUUUCUUGAUUGUUUUUGAAAAUUAAAAUCAUAACAAAAACUCAAAAAAAAAACCAAUUCCCUUCAUUCAUUCUUUAUUGUUUCCUUUUUUUGUUUUUAUAAUUAGUUGAAGGAUCUAUGUAUUUGCGGUUUGAUUGAAUGAUGAUCGGAACAGAAAUGGCGGCGGCGGCGAGUAAUGGCGGCAGGAAGGAUGUGGAUCGGGUUAAAGGUCCGUGGAGUCCUGAGGAAGACGAACUUCUACAGCAGUUGGUUCAGAAGCACGGCCCCAGGAACUGGUCUCUCAUCAGCAAAACCAUCCCCGGCAGAUCCGGCAAGUCUUGCCGCUUGCGGUGGUGCAACCAGCUGUCCCCCCAGGUGGAGCACCGCGCCUUCACUCCCGAGGAGGACGACACCAUCAUCCGGGCCCACGCCCGCUUCGGCAACAAGUGGGCCACCAUCGCCCGCCUCCUCUCCGGCCGGACCGACAACGCCAUCAAGAACCACUGGAACUCCACCCUCAAGAGGAAGUGCUCUUCCAUGAGCGCCGAUGAAGGGAAUGAUCUCGCCGACCGGAUCCUCCAGCAGCCGCUGAAGAGAUCGGUGAGUGCCGGGGCGGCGCUUCCCGUUUCCGGCCUUUACUUCAAUCCCGGCAGCCCUUCCGGGUCGGAUGUCAGUGAUUCAAGUCUGCCGCCGGCCAUGUCCCCAUCCACUCAUCAUCAUCAUGUAUUCAAGCCCAUAGCCAGAACCGGCGGAGUAUUACCACCGCAGGCGGUUGAGACUCCUCCGAUUGACCCUCCUACAUCCCUCAGCCUUUCGCUGCCAGGAAUUGACUCGCCGGAUGUCUCCCCUCGGUUGACAGAGUCAACCCACCCCAACACCUCAAUUGCUCUGUUCCCGCCGGCGAUUCAAGCGCCACCGCUCCCUCCCGUGCCGUUCCAUCAGAAAUCCCAAGAAAAAUCCGAUCUUGGAGGAUCCCCGUUAAUGGCUGCCCCAAUUCAGUCGCCAAAGGAGACCCAAGACAGAGUCUUUGUGCCGUUUAGCCAGGAGUUGCUGGCGGUGAUGCAAGACAUGAUCAAAGCAGAGGUCAGGAAUUACAUGAUGGACGUGGAACAGAACCACCAGCAGCAGCAGCAGCGCUUCCAGCCGCCACAGCAGAUGCAAAAUCAACCGCCGCUGCAGCUGCAGAAUGGGAACGUGCCUGCGAUGUGCAUGCAGCAAGUUGCCGCAGCCACCAUGAACCGCCUGGGAGUUUAUCGGUCGGAGUAAUUAAGGCUGGGAAGGAAGGGAUUAGAGAAAAAGAAACCAUCUUUGUUUCGUUUCUCUCAUGUUCUUUAGGUAUGGUCCUACCAUGGAUAUGGCCUAAAACAAAAUAAUCUUUGGGAUUGUACAGGGAAAAAAAGUAGAGAAAAGAAUCGAGUUGAGCUCAUCACUCCAUGGAAGGACAUGUCCAAAAAAAAAAGUGAAAAGAAAAAGUUCAAAAACAAAAAAAAAAGAACAAUGAUCAUGUCUUAUUAGUCUUACCCAAUGUUGGAUAAAACUUCAAAAAAAUUUGAACUUUAAAAAAAAAUGUAGCAAAAACCCAUGGUGAUGAAAAUGUGAAUGUCGUGUGUUUAUAUUUUACCAGACUCACAAAUUGGUGCUGGCCGUUUGAAGAAUAGGACAGUUAGUAAAGCUUUCGUUGGGGGUAGGUCUGGGAAAAAUGGCAAGUACACACGAGUUUCCCACACCUACAAAUCCCAGCGUUACUCUCCCUCUUUUGCCACACAUCACAUAUCUUUCUGAUGUAACGUUUUAACUCCCUCCAAUGGCUCUUUGAACCGUCCGUCCAUCCCUAGACGGUUGUUCUAUCUAUCAUAUCAAUGUAAGGAUCAUCUCUCAUGUUGUGUAUUCACAAAUAUUGUAAUGGUACCUUUGUAAUGCGGAAUUAAGCAAAUGUUUAUCGUUGGGAUAAAUAUCUUUAAAAAAGUGAUGUAAAUUUG